This is a messenger RNA of Folsomia candida, 1636 nucleotides long. RefSeq lists its product as uncharacterized. The record is from RefSeq and is a predicted model, not a curated record. Bases 543 to 1622 code for a protein of 359 amino acids. The transcript has 4 exons. Lineage: Eukaryota; Metazoa; Arthropoda; Collembola; Entomobryomorpha; Isotomidae.
UAUUUACACCAACGGUUAAUUUUACAGAAACAUUUACUCCUGCAAAAAUUCUCUUUAAAAUACUUAAAUUUGACAACAUCAAAACUUGACGUUUAACGUUUAAACUUUCUUUUAACUUAAGAGAACUGUGAGUAUAAUAAAUAAUCCUAUAUAUAUCUAAAUAUUCUGAGAACAAUGUUUUUACUUCUGUUAAUCGUAACUAAAGCGACAAACCUGUAAAUGACAGGGGGUUAUUGGGUCUGACGAAAAUAAAUAAACCACGGUGCAGGUAAUUUCCUCGUUAAUAAUAACGCUUUGAAAACAUGUCAAAAAGGAAGGAAUCCGUUCAGUAAUCAGGCCCCACUUCGGACCCCUUGCUUAUUGAAGAUGUAAUAACCCCCAUCUGUUCCUGGCUUCCCCUCCGCGACGUGAAAAACUGUCGCCUCGUCUCCCGAACGUGGAACGUCUCGGCCAAACCGAUCCUCCGAAAGAAAAGUAUUAUUCGUUUUCAAUGCUACUUCGAUCAGAAGGAAAUCGCUCGAAAUGCAAAGUUUCAGAGGGAAAUGGCCUCUUUUGGAAUCCUGCACCACGUGGCCAUUGACAUGGACGAGGAGGAAAUUUGUACCGACAAAAACGAGCCGCUAGAUGGCUACGAGAAGAGUGAAGUUUACCUGGAUAACGUCCACUUUUUCACCAAGUAUCUCUCCGUGCAAAACUUGGACAUAAGGGGACAUAUCGCGUGGCCCUUUGUGUUCCAACUUUUGGAAAAUAUUCUCCUCUCAUGCUCCUCCGACUUGGUCCAAGUCGCGAUUAAGAUGAGUAUUAGUCAAGAUUUCGUUAAAGGGGACGACCCUCGAAUAGUAUUUUGUGGCGGGAACAAAUUCAACAAGGUGAAAAAACUGGACAUUUCGUUUCGUGCGGCAGAAGAAUUUGCAGUGUCGCCGGUCAGAGUAGGACAAAUUUUGCCGGCUUUUCCAAACAUUAAGGAUCUAAGCGUUGGUGCCGCCUUUCUUCCGUUUGUGUUUCCUGAUAAGAAUUCGUCUCCAAGAUUCUUGUCCACGUUACGGAUCACGAAGGACGUGCCUGGCUCCCACUGCACCUUCCUACUAAAUCUGACCCACCCCCUGAAGUACUUACACAUCGAAGCCGCCUUCAACCCACGCGGCCACUACUGGGACGACCAAGUCGACAUCGACGUGGCCCCCGUUUUGUACCAAGUUCUCUGCAAACAUCGCCACACUUUGGAAUAUCUCGCCCUCGGAUUGGAAGGGUUGUCUUGCAGGAGCGUUUGGAAACUUCCAAAUUUUCCGAACUUAAAACGAUUCACUUGUUUGGGCAGCUGCGAAGUUGAGGUUACUUUCGAGUCGGGAAGUAUAAAUUAUUCGGAAACAUUUCCAAAGCUGGAAUCACUCGGGUUCGCUGAGUGGCAUGGGGCCUGGACGCAUUGUUUCCAGUCCUUUUUUCCUGCCCGGACUGAAAUUUGUCAAAGUGUAAGGAGAUUCUACAUUUCGGGGUGGGUAGAACCGGACAGUUCGAGCGAUGAGGAAGACGAGAAGGGGAAAAUUGAUGCCAGGUUUGGCCGGAUUUUGAAUUUUUUUCCAAACGCGGACAACCCUUUUAUGCAGAAAUGGAGGCUUUACUAGAUCGAGAAGAAAUU